AUGGGAGACCGCAAGCCUUCUCAAUUCUUGCGGAACCUACGCACGCUCGCUGGAAAUGCCGUACCCGAACAACUGCUACGCACGUUGUGGCUCGGGCGGUUACCGACAACCAUGCAAGCCAUUCUGGCGACCAGAGCGCAAGACCGACUGGAGGACGUCGCAGAACAGGCAGACCGAAUACAAGAGGUCACUGUUCGCUCAGUCAACGAGGUAAAAACGGCGUCAGACGACCCGUCACCGACGGCCCACCAAAUACGUCAACUCACCGACCAGGUGGCAGCCGUGGCUCGACGUUUCAGGCAAACGCCUCGUCCACGAAACAAGAAUAGGAGCAGGUCAAGGGAUAAGAAGAGACCGGAUCACCUUUGCUUCUAUCAUCGGAAGUUCGGGCAACAAGCUCGAAAAUGCACCCAACCGUGCAAUUUCCAAUCGGGAAACGAGCGGGGGAGUCACUGA
Molecule: messenger RNA, 456 nt
Organism: Odontomachus brunneus
Lineage: Eukaryota; Metazoa; Arthropoda; Insecta; Hymenoptera; Formicidae
Exons: 1
Coding region: 1-456 (151 amino acids)
Source: RefSeq, a predicted model, not a curated record